UUUAAAAUGUCUUCAAAGAAAAAUAAAAGCAAAUCGAAAAAAGCAAGUGAAGGAGAUGGCUCGGUAGUACUGAAGGAGGGCUCAAAUGACUCCCCCAACCUGCAAACAUCUGGACACGACGGAGGGAACAGCAAAAGUUCAAACAGCAACUCAUUCACUGUCACUGAUUUCAUAGAGAAAGCUGAUGACAAAACACCCAAAACCUGCAGAUCAACUUUAGCCCAAAUGAGCCUCAAUUCAAUGAAGUCAGCCAGUGUGUGCAUCGGGAGACCGGUCCUACUGACGAGUCCCACAGGACAACAAGAGGUGUGUUUGGGAUGGCCCGUCGCCUUUCCAGGUGGAAAAGUUGGUCUUCAGAAACAUGGCCAGACCAACCUGAGAGUGAAGUCGGGGGACGAGGUGACGCUGCAACCGAUAACCGGUCCUGUGCUUCAGGCUGACGAGGUGGUUUUAUGCAACAGGUCCAAAGACGACACUCUAGAGACAGAUGAGUUCAAGAACUUCCUCUUGAGAUCAUCAGUUGGGAACAUCGUUCUGCCAGGAAAUGUCCUGUUCCUGACCUACUUUGGCCGCUCAUGCAGUCUCCGGGUCGAAACCAUAAGAGGGGAGGAUGGUGUCACCCUCCAGAGACCAGCUCCUCCCCCAGGACUAGGUCCUGACACUGAGGAGUCCUCUGUGAUGAACUCUGUGCUGGACUCCACGUCAGCCGACCUCUCCCUGCAGCUCAGCAUGCUCACAGUGGAUGACAGCAGUGUUGACGGGACACCAGGCACGCCUGGAGAGCCUGGUCCUGCAGCCAGCACCCCACGGCGACCGAUCCAGCUCCUUUCCCUCUCCUCACUCCCCUCUCCCUGCAGUCCCUCCUACAACUCCCAGAAUCCUCCUGCAGGGUCAGAGCAGGAUGCUGUCAGUCUGGAGAGCUCACUCAAAUCAGAGCAGACAGAGAAAAUCCCCACAGCUCCACCUGGUGGUGCUUUGAGUACUGACACCUUCUACUGCCUCUCCUGCUCCACUAAAGUCAGUUUCAGAGAGAGAGCAGGGCCGCAGGAUCCAGAUGCGGAGGCUAAAAGGUCAAAGGUCACAUACAGCAUGAUUGGUGGGCUCUGCAGCCAGCUGGAUGUCAUCAGAGAGACCAUUGAGCUUCCUCUGAAACACCCAGAGCUGUUCCGAAACUAUGGGAUCCCACCUCCCCGAGGAGUUCUCCUGUAUGGUCCCCCGGGCACAGGGAAGACUAUGAUUGGACGAGCCAUAGCCAACGAGGUCGGAGCUCACAUGACGGUGAUCAACGGCCCAGAGAUCAUGAGCAAAUUCUACGGUGAAACGGAAGCGAGGCUGAGACAGAUAUUUACUGAAGCUUCUCAGAGGCGACCUGCGAUAAUCUUUAUUGAUGAGCUGGAUGCUUUGUGCCCAAAGAGAGAGGGAGCGCAGAAUGAGGUGGAGAAACGAGUCGUCGCUUCUCUCCUGACUCUGAUGGACGGGAUCGGUUCAGAGGGUCACUCAGGUCAGCUGCUGGUCCUGGGGGCCACAAACCGGCCCCAUGCCCUCGACCCUGCCCUGCGUCGACCAGGGCGCUUUGACAAGGAGCUGGAGGUGGGAGUUCCUGGUGCAGCGGAGCGUGCAGACAUUUUGCAGAAGCAGCUGAGUUCGGUGCCGUGCAGCGCCACCGGCGAGGAGCUGACGCAGCUGGCGGAUGCCGCUCAUGGAUACGUAGGAGCAGACCUCGCAGCUGUUUGCAAAGAAGCAGGUUUGCAUGCACUAAGGCGAGCACUGGGAGGUUCCCACCCACCGUCAGACCAGCAGCUGAUGGGGACAGUGACCGUCACUCUGCAGGACCUCCAGUGGGCCACGUCUGUUGUGAAGCCCAGCGCCAUGAGGGAGGUUGCUAUCGAUGUUCCCAAGGUGCGCUGGUCAGAUGUAGGUGGGAUGGAGGAGGUGAAGCUGAAACUGAAGCAGGCCGUGGAGUGGCCUCUGAGGCACCCCGAGGCCUUCACCCGCAUGGGCAUCCAACCACCUAAAGGAGUCCUGCUCUAUGGGCCCCCAGGCUGCUCCAAGACCAUGAUAGCCAAGGCCCUCGCUAAUGAAAGCGGGCUCAACUUUCUGGCCAUUAAAGGGCCAGAGUUACUCAGCAAGUACGUCGGAGAGUCUGAAAGAGCCGUGAGAGAGGUGUUUCGGAAGGCGAGGGCCGUCGCUCCCUCCAUCGUCUUCUUUGAUGAGAUCGAUGCUCUUGCCAGCGAAAGAGGAAGCUCCUCGGGCUCCGGCGGUGUCGGCGACCGGGUCCUGGCCCAGCUCCUGACAGAGAUGGACGGCAUCGAGCAGCUCCGGGACGUCACUGUGCUGGCCGCCACCAACCGGCCCGACAUGAUCGACAAGGCUCUGAUGCGUCCAGGUCGCCUCGACCGAAUCGUCUACGUGCCUCUUCCAGAUGCUCCGACCCGAUGGGAAAUAUUUUCCCUCCAGUUCCGUAACAUGCCUGUGGCCCAAAAUGUGUCUCUCGAUGACCUCGUGACUCGGACGAAUAAAUACUCUGGAGCAGAGAUAACAGCAGUAUGCAGAGAGGCUGCCCUCCUGGCCCUACAAGAGGACAUCAAAGCUCAGCACAUCGAGGCCAGACACUUUGAAAGUGCCCUGAACGCUGUGAAGCCCCGGAUCCCCGACUCUCUCAUCCAGUCGUAUAUCAGCUAUCAGCAGCAGCGCAGCGGCCUGUGCUUCUUCUGACCACGCUGCUGUGGACACAUCUAAAACCUAAAGGAACAUUUUUUUUCUUUGUAAUUCUAUUAUUAUUUUUAAAAGAGUAGGUUUUCAACAGCCCCAGUCUGCUGGAGAAAGUUACUAACAUGAUAAGAAACUGACGCAACGCCCAGCUAAAUACUGGUAGAUGCUGAUUUUGGCCAAAAGGAAGGAUUUCUCUUUCGUGGCUGUUGUGCCAAGUUACGCAAUGAUUGUUCAAGUUUUUAUUUUUUAACUAUUAAAAAACAAAUGUGGUAAAAUGUGGUUUUGAGUCCACAGACUAUCAGGCCAAAUAGAAGAAUUUAGUUUCCCGAAAAUGCCUGUUAAAAACUUGGCUGUUCUUGAAGUUGAAGUUUCAAAACUCUUGACAGCUCAGUGGGACAGUGUUUUUUUUUGGGGGGGGGAGGAUUUUGGUUUUGAAAAAGGAGCUGAAGUGUCAUGUUUGAUUGUAUAAAAUAUUGAUAAUGUAUUAAAUGCAUUAUUUAAGUA
Messenger RNA from Seriola aureovittata, 3216 nucleotides. RefSeq names its product AFG2 AAA ATPase homolog A (gene afg2a). Gene Ontology annotation, cellular component: cytoplasm. Gene Ontology annotation, molecular function: ATP binding; ATP hydrolysis activity. The record is from RefSeq and is a predicted model, not a curated record. NCBI's taxonomy places the organism in Eukaryota, Metazoa, Chordata, Actinopteri, Carangiformes, Carangidae.